Molecule: messenger RNA, 4231 nt
Organism: Nilaparvata lugens (brown planthopper)
Lineage: Eukaryota; Metazoa; Arthropoda; Insecta; Hemiptera; Delphacidae
Product: MATH and LRR domain-containing protein PFE0570w
Exons: 2
Coding region: 271-3744 (1157 amino acids)
Source: RefSeq, a predicted model, not a curated record
GUCAAAUUGUGAUGAGUUAAAAGUGAAUCAAAACUUUUUUUAAUUCUUAUUUUACUUUAAAAUAUUUGAAAUGGUUCAAAAUUGGAGGCAUUUUUAAUAGGGAUGAUGAGCUAUAAAUUUAAUAUUUCUUUGUUUUUAAUAGUGUGUUGAUAAAAGUUUAAUGUAAAUAACUCUUUGGGGUUGGAAAUUCUUGCUAAUACUAAAUUGAAUCUGAAAAUAAGUUUUGAAAACAUUUUGCUUCAUAUCAUGCAGUGAUUCAAAUAUUUAGGAAUGAGUCUAAAGUAUAGCUUCAAUUGGUAUAGCUGGUUCAAAAAACCUGAAGAAAUCGAAAAACAAGUUGAUGGGAAACAUUUUCUAGACAAACAUAAUACUUUAGAUGAUUAUCCAUGGGAAAUCAAAGUACGUGAUAAAGAUAUUUUAAGGAGUUUGAAUAAGUAUGCUAGCAAAACAAGAAAAGAAAGAAAAACAAGUUUGCGAAAAUCAAAAACAAGUUUGAAAGUUAGGCGACGUAUAAGGCAUAAACAUUCUCAUCAUACCAUUCAACCAAAAAAAGACAAAUACAGCAAUAAAAAUUAUAAAAAUGAGCACGGUCGUUACAACCAAUCUAAAAAUUAUAAGCACUACAAAACAUCAAAAUUUAUAAAUGAGAGUGGAGAACAUGAGAAACGUAAACACUCAGGGGCUGGAGGAGAUAUGGCAACAGAAAAACAUCAUAAAAGGGAAAAGUAUUCUGACUUCAGGAAAAGUAUUAAAACAAAAGAUAUUGAUCAAAUUAGUAGAAGAGAGAAACAAUCUCAAAAUAGGGACAUACCACAAAUGAAAUCUAAAAAUACUCCAUUUAAAAAGGAAGAUAGGGAAGAAAAUAAAAACAGAAUAAAGCAUUCGUCUUUAGGAAACAAAAAUACAAACUUUAGGGCAAACAUUGAACAUUGUUUAUCAAGAGAAAAAAGUGAAGAAAUUACGCAAAACGUUAUCGACCUCACGACAUCUUUCCAAGAUGACGUAAAGCUUUCACUUGACAGUGUUGCUGGAAAAAACAUUCCAAGAACAGAGGAAGAACAUUUAAGAAAUUUUCUGCCUCAAAAAAAGUUGUGUUCCAAGUCUACUCGAACUUUUAGUAAGGGCAGAAAUUCUAAACAUAAGUCUGAAAAACAGAAUAAACCAGAAAUGUGUCUAUUUUCAAAAGUAUGGCCAUCUGACAAUUCAAAUGAGAAAAUUGCAAAGCAAAAUGGUCAUGUACCUGGCAACAAUAAUUCAUCAUCAGUUCUUUACAAUAAAUCAAGACCUCAUGAGAAAGGAACUCAAAAUAUGAAAAGAAGGUCAAGAACCACAUCCACUAAAAAUAUAGAUUCAAAAAAGAAGGAAACCGUCAAAAAUAAUCAUACCUUAUUAUUAAAAGAUGAAAACGGCAAGAACAAAACUAAGCAAGUUAUUGGUUCUCAAUCAAACAGUUAUAAAGAUAAUAGUAUUCAAAAAACGAAUACAUAUUUACCAAGUAGUUACAGAGGGGUUGAACGUGAUAUGGCUACAAAGGGCAGCGAUAAAUCAAAAAGAAACAACUCUAGAACCAGAUCCAAUGAGAAAGUAGCUUCUAUACAUGGCGGUAACAGUAAUGUUGUUGAUUCUAUAAAUUUCAUCUCAAUUUUGAAGGAAAUAAAAUCUUUGAAAGAUCAGUUAAAAAGUCUUAGUGAUGAUGAAGAUUUAAAAGAAAACUCACAGACCAUUAUAUCAAAGAGUUUGGAAAGUAAGAGGACACUUGAAUGUAUUGAAGAAGAAAUUGAUGAAAGUACAAAUACUGAGUUGAAGGUUCCAAUAAGUUGUAAUCUGCAAAAUGUGGUACCUUUGCAAACGGCCACCUGUGGAAAAGAGCCCCAACUACUUUCAAACAACAAAACAGUGGAAAAUUUUGUCAUAGAUUCAGCUCAAAAUGUAACUAUUGAUAAGAGUAUAGUAUCUCAUCGCAAUCAAGAUACCAUUCUCCAGGAUACACCUCAAUCACUGGCUCAUUCUGAAAAUAACAGUCAUGAUCAGCAAGCAAAUCCUGAAACUCCUUGUAAAACCAUUAAAACAGAUUCAAGUGAAAUAAAAAAUUUCUCCAUCUCUGAAUCUCCUGCAAAAUGUUUGUACAAUGAGCUCAUCGAACACGAUUGUAAUCAGUUUUUGAAUAGACGCAUAUUUUAUUUCAAAAGCUACAUACCAGCUUCGGAGAGGAAAAAUAAAAAAGAAGUUUUGAUGAAAAAGCGAUUGCUAUCUCGUUUGAGGACUUGCAGCAUUCCUAUCAAGAGAAAACUAGAUGCCUCCAGCUCAUCAAAUUUACGAAAAAUGAAAUGUAGCUCAUCGUCGAAAGAAGACAUUGUCUAUGAUAGACAAAUGCUAGAAGCACCUGCUUAUGAUUUCUCUCCAUUCUUGAAGCGUAGUAUUCCUUGCACUUCUUUUUUUGAUCAGAAUUCUUUCGGUAACCCAUUUUUUAGUGGCUCUGAGGUUUCAAGAUGCACUUCAAACUCUAUAGUUACUGGAGGAAAAGUAUGCAGCUAUAUGUGUAACAGUAUUGAUUUAGAUAGAAGGGCAAAGAGUGAGAGUAGUUUGAAAUAUUUAAAGAAACCGCAAUCUUCAACUUGUAAGCUUCAAGUUUUUGGAAGCCAUGCAACGAAUGAAGAAAGUAAUGCAAGAGUAAAGCAAAAAUCUCUCAAGCCGCUUGAUCGGCAAAAGAAAAAUGAGAAACGAUCAACUAAAAAAAACAAACAAAGAGCUAAGAAUAAAACAAUGAAAGCAAAACAAAAACAAAUGAUCGUGGACGAAACACCCAAAGUUGAUAAUGUGCUGAAAAUCGAAAACCUUUCUUCUCAUAGUAAUUCGGUUUGGAAAACAAUUUCUAUUGAAUUCAAUGACACCAGUUUGGAAAGUGAAAAUUUAUUAUCAGAAGAUAGAUUGCAGCUAAUGUUAUCUGAAAUUACUGAGUACUUGAAAACAAAAGCGGUCCAGUUGAACAAUUUUAAUGUAAAAGUUGUUAAUAAUAUAGACUCCAGUAAUGUUGUUAUUACAGAUGGAAAUAAUCAUAAUGUUGAUAUUGAUAAUGUUGUGGAAGACUUGAGUAUACCACAACAAACAUCUGAAGCUGUUGAAUCGGAGCCUGAAAUAAAACUGGAUGUAUGCUUAGAUGGAUUUGAAAUUGAUGAUGAGCGCAAUUCACCGAGUGAAAAAUCCUCACAAACCAGUACGAAUGAGUCCCUUACAAACUCAAACAUCAAUAUUCAAAAUCCCUAUUUUGAAAUUAUGAAACAAGGAAGAGAAAUACAACAAUUACAUGAAAAUAAUGAAGAAAACAAGAAACAAAUCGAAAAAAUCAGAGACACUUGUAGUAUAAAAUUUCCUUGGAUUGAGAAAGUGAUAUACCAAAUUCUAACUGAAUAUCAAAGAUUUCCAACAGAUUUUCCAACUAUGAGCAACUUUGAACAAGUAUGCUAUUUAAUAACAAAUCUCACGUUUCGAAAAUCACUUUCAAUUUCGAAAACUUGUCAUUUUAGACACCAACAAAUUGAAAAUGUCAAAGUUUUCUAUGCAAGUAAUAAUUCAAACUCAAAUGAGUUGAUCAGGAAGGAAAAAAUGAUUGAGUAUCAUACAGUGGAAAGCUAUGAUAAUAGUUCUAUCAAGCUUGCAAAAAAUAUUAAGAAGUCGAAAAUAUCCCAUUUUACCAAACAUGUAAGGAAGAUUUUCAGGGUAUUUGUAAUGAAAAAGAAACACUAGUCUGAAAGUUGAGUGUUUGAAAAUGUAGCAAAGAAUAGAGAAUAUUCUAGUUAGGCUAUCAAUCUACAUUUAGAAAGAUACUUGUCUAUUAUUUUCAUAUUUUUAUCCAAUGAAGAAUUUCCUAUCUCAGCCGAAGAUUAAUAUAUUGGUCUUCAAGUUUGUUUCAGUUGUCGUGUACUCAUUUUGAUUUUUAAACGUUUCGUUGACAAUAACUUACUCUAGCAUGAUAAAUAGACCUACUAGUACUAUAUUCCGAUUUCCGAUUGUAAAUAAAUUUUGAUUUCGAUGCAGAAAUUCAAUUAACUUGAAAUGCAAGAUUUCUCCUCCAAUUAGAAUGAUAGUUCCAAAUUUUAGGAAUCGCGUACAUAAUUGAUCAUCUAUUCAGUUUUCAGGAUAGGCUGUGAUGUGUUUUUAGAUAGUUCAAUCUAUUUUUUGAGGAAACUGAAAGAUGACUUGUGAUUUUUAAUAAAUGAACACUACUUGUUUU